AACUGUGCGAGCGAGCUCCUCGCUUUCGAUGUUCGCUUCCCCUUAAUUUUGUUUACAUCACUUCCUCCUGCUGAGAGCUGUCUGUUUUUGUUAUUGUUUUUUUUGCGACAAAGCAGGCUGGACCAAUAAGCACCCGGCGCGUGCCGUUUGUUAUGUCUUUGGGGAGGCUGGGAUCGCUGGGGCUGGUUGCCUCAGCGACUCGCGCCGCGCCAACACCAAAUCAACAAAGCAAGGAACGGCCGGACGGGUUCCUGCGCGCUGGCCUGGAGGGGGCUGGCUGGUGGGUGGUGGGAGGUGGCGGACAGUGCUGGGCGGGAAUAUCAUCACCAUUCUCCAACACAUCCUCCCCCCAACACCACACGAACACGUUCUCCCCACACAGUAGCCCCCUUCCUACUAUAUACUCUUCGCGAUUAUUACGCAGCGUGCUUCUGUUUUCUUUCUUUUGCAUGCAAGGGCUUAUUACUCCGCGUCGUUACGGCUGAUAUCACGGCCGCCUGAAUCCAGACGAGAAACGAAACGAAACGCCAUAGUGUUACACCCGCUUCCUUCCUGUCCUGACAAGUUGUAAGCGACCGCCCUGUCCGGGACAUACUACCCAUUACCGCCA
Molecule: messenger RNA, 610 nt
Organism: Tricharina praecox
Lineage: Eukaryota; Fungi; Ascomycota; Pezizomycetes; Pezizales; Pyronemataceae
Exons: 1
Coding region: 153-485 (110 amino acids)
Source: RefSeq, a predicted model, not a curated record